Molecule: messenger RNA, 1772 nt
Organism: Salmo salar (Atlantic salmon)
Lineage: Eukaryota; Metazoa; Chordata; Actinopteri; Salmoniformes; Salmonidae
Biological process (GO): regulation of transcription by RNA polymerase II
Molecular function (GO): DNA-binding transcription factor activity, RNA polymerase II-specific; RNA polymerase II cis-regulatory region sequence-specific DNA binding
Source: RefSeq, a predicted model, not a curated record
ACUUUUUUAUUUAUUAGGCUGACCAGACGAUGAUAAUGCUUGCUACCAUUAGACACCUUGUUAGCAGCAAAACACAUCUCUUCAUAGUAAAACAAAUAGCACUUAGAUUUCCCUCAAAAUGUCUAAAAUGCAGCUGUUGCAGGUUUAUCUGAACGAGCGGUUAACAGCAGCGGCUGUUGAGAUAUUUGGGGCAGUGGAAAAUACCAUAGGAGAGUACAAGGAAGAAAUCUCCCGUUCGAAGGAGGAGAUCCAACGUCUACAAAGGUUGCUGGAUUUGGCUUUCAAACCCGACAUAAAGUUACAUAUUGCAGACUCCCAGCAGCUCACUCUCCCUGUCCCUGAAGACAUUCCUCCUGAGCAGCAGGACUGGAGCCCCUGUCAGGGCCAGGAGGACCCAGAGCCCACUCAGAUUAAAGAGGAACAGGAGGAGUUUGGGACCAGUCAGGAGGAAGAGCAGCUUGAAGGGCUGAAGUCUGAUAUCAAAGAGUUCAUAUUCACUCUACCCUGUGUAAAAAGUGACUAUGAUCAGGACCCUCCUCAGCCCUUAUAUCUUCCCCAAACCCAGACUAUGGAGAACAGAGAGAGGGACUCUCUUCCCACCAAAACAACUGAACAAGACAUCAAAACAGAACCUAAUGGAGAGGGCUACAGUGCAUCAGAACCAACAAGUGAAUCUCAACCCCUCUCUGCAGUACACCCAGACUGCUCUGCAGCUCAGAUUGGGAACAGUGAAAGUGACAAUGGGGUGGACUGUGGAGAGGUACUGUCAGGGUUACAGCCACUUAAAUCAAAGACAACUUGGACGAAGAAAGGACAAAGCUCUAUUAAGACCAGGGAAGCCAGUGAGUUGAAAGUUCCAUUGAGGGCGGCUCACUCAGGGGAGAGACCACACAGGUGUCCUGUCUGCAGGAAAUGCUUUCUGAAAAGUAGCAUUUUAAAAGCACAUCAGAGAAUUCACACUGGGGAGAAACCAUAUUUCUGUAAUGUAUGUGGCAAAUGCUUCAGUCAGAAGGGAACCCUGACGGAACAUAUGAGAAUUCACACUGGGGAGAAACCAUAUCAGUGCAAAGAUUGUGGCAAAUGCUUCAGCCGAAUGAGAAACUUGGCAGGCCAUAUGAGGAUACACACUGGAGAGAAACCAUAUAAGUGCAGUGAUUGUGGCAAGUGCUUUAGUCAGAAGAUAUGCCUGAAAGAUCAUAUGAUGACUCACACAGGGGAGAGAUCAUAUAUUUCCCCGCUUGUGCCAUCAAACCCCUGCAACAUAUCCAGAUCGCCGCAGCACGCCUGGUGUUCAACCUUCCCAAGUUCUCCCAUGUCACCCCACUCCUCCGCACACUCUACUGGCUUCCAGUCGAAGCUCACAUCAUCUUUGAGACCCUGGUGCUUGCCUACGGAGCAGGAAGAGGACCUGCCCCUCCCUAACUUCAGGCUAUGGUCAAACUCUACACCCCAACCCAAGCACUCCGUUCUGCCACCUCUGGUCUCUUGGCCCUCCCACCCCUACAGGAGGGCAGCUCCCGCUCAGCCCAGUCCAAGCUCUUCUCUGUCCUGGCACCCCAAUGGUGGAACAAGCUUCCCCCUAAGUUCAGUACAGCGGAGUCCCAGCCCGAAAACGUCUGAAACCCUACUUAAAUAACCCCCCCCCCUAAGAGUAUAGGUUUAAUCACCAUGCGCAAUGUCAAGCGUCGGCUGGAGUGGUGUAAAGCUCGCUGCCAUUGGGCCCUGGAGCAGUGGAAACGCGUUCUCUGGAGUGAUGAAUCACACUUCACCAU